This is a messenger RNA of Emys orbicularis (European pond turtle), 2149 nucleotides long. RefSeq names its product caspase activity and apoptosis inhibitor 1 (gene CAAP1). Bases 1 to 909 code for a protein of 302 amino acids. The record is from RefSeq and is a predicted model, not a curated record. Lineage: Eukaryota; Metazoa; Chordata; Testudines; Emydidae. The transcript is spliced from 6 exons.
AUGCCGGGCCGCAAAUCCUCCAAGGAAAAGAAGCGGCGCCGCUCUCGUUCCAGCGGCCUAGACGGGGGCUCGGGCGCGGGGGGCACCGAGGGGAAGCGGCGAAGUACCGAGUCCAGCUACAGCCUCUUGGAGGAAAUAAAAUGUACUGUGCCAUCUGCAGAAAAAGAGGAGUUAGCUGAAGAGCACAGCGACAUAGAAGACGGUGGACUAGACCUCAGUGUGUCUCUAAAACCAGUUAGUUUCUACAUUGCAGACAAAAAAGAAAUGCUUCAUCAGUGCUUCUGUGUCAUAGGGGAGAAGAAACUGCAGAAAAUGCUGCCUGAUGUUUUGAAGAAUUGUUCCAUGGAGGAAAUCAAAAGACUUUGCCUGGAUCAGUUAGAACUUCUAUCUGAGAAAAAACUCCUGAAGAUUCUUGAAGGUGAGACUGGUGCUGACUCUGAUACUGAUGAAGAUGCAGACCGUGGUGGAAAUAAGACCGGAGUUGAAUCAGUCAGUCAACAAGACAACAAUGUAGAUUCUACUUCUUCUCUGAGGGAAGACAGCAAACUGGAAGGUCUGGAGUCAAAACAAGGCAAGGGAGAAGAUAGUGAUGUCCUCAGCAUAAAUGCAGAUGCAUAUGAUAGUGACAUAGAAGGCCCAUGCAUUGAAGAGGAGAGUCCAGAUGUGCCAGAAAGUGCUGUCAGAAGUGGAGCUGGUCAGAUAGAUGACCUUCAGAAGGACAUUGAUAAAAGCGUGAAUGAGAUACUGGGGUUGGCAGAAUCCAGCCCAAAGGAGUCUAAAGCAGCAAACUUGGCUGUUGCUCCAUCAGAAGAUGUUCAGCCAUCAGCACAGCAGCUGGAGCUCCUGGAGCUUGAGAUGAGGGCCAGGGCUAUUAAGGCUCUGAUGAAGGCUGGCGAUGUAAAAAAAUAGCCCUAAGCUUGCUUCAUUUUAAUAUUUUUUAUAUUUGUUUUGAAGGGUGUGAUGUCUGUUCUCUUCAGUGCUAAAGUGCAUUUGGAUUGGGCAUGACAUUCCUCAUUCAAACCCUUUUGUGUAUCCUGACCUGUGGCUUAAAUUGUUGAUAGUUGGUUUUCGUUGCCUUUGGCAUGCUGCUUCUGUGACUUAUACAAAUGGAUUGGUUUGACACUGCACUAGAUCAGUGUCUCUUUUUGCUGGGUUAUCACUUGACAUGAAUCGGGAAGAAGUCAUAGAUCUAUGCCAGGAUUCUGGGUGCCUUUAAUAAAGGUUAAACGAACAGUGUAGGUUCUUCAUAAUUCCUGUAGUUAGCAAUUAAACUGCUAAUUUAUUUGUUUUUUUUCCCUCCUGAACCUGUUAGCAAUUUAAGUAACUUGAUUUCCAUGUGCUUCUUAAAAAGGUACUAUUCUGAAGAGGUCUUCUGUGGCGUGACAGUGCUCAUAUCUGCUUGCAACACUCUGAUAUGAUUUGAGAUGUUUAUUUCUCAUUGGGCCCCAGCUUUUAGGAAUAUAAAUGAACUAGUUAAAAUUGAAUGACAAUUUACUUUGGGAGAUUAACAGCAUGCUUAAUUUUUAGAGAGCUAAAAUUGCUCAGAAGAAUUUUUUUCGGUAAGCAAUCUAAGUUAAUUAUUGUUAGAGAAAGUAAUUCCAGUGACAAACUAUGCUAGUAGGUGUUUUUAUACUGCUGGUCAUUUUAUUUGGCUCGUCUCCUCCCACAAUUAUUUUAUCAUGUACAUCUCAGCUGAAAACAGGAAAAUGAAUGCUUUGUUUCUCUCAUUGUGAGAUUUUGUUAAUUCAGCACAUCAUCUUGUGAGAUUGGAUAAUGCAGUGGAUCAGAAACUGUUUAAAGAUUUCUGAUUUUGAGCUCAAGUUUUUGAUAUUUAACUGAUUUAAUCUUUUCAGAUCCCCUGUAAAUAGCUUUCUAGAAAGACGGUGUAAUUUAUUUUUAUGCAUUUUUGUAAGGAUUCAAAAAUCAUAAACUCAUUCUUCAUUUUAAGGAUGUUUCUUUAUAAAUAAUUGCUUUUAUACAACUUGUUUUCCUAUAAUUUGGUAACUGCAACAAAUUAAUUUUGAUUGUUUAGAAGUGGUGCUAUUUUUAUAAUUGAAAGUAUAUUUAAAAGAAACUUUUGAUUUUGUUACAUCCCAGGUGUGAGUCUAAUUCUUGUUAAAUAUUGUUAAAUAAAAUAAAUGGUUCAUUA